GGUGACUUAUUAUGUCAUAACAAAUACUAGUUGACGGAUCAUCUGUUCUCUGUUUUGGAGCUCAAUCAUUGUUUUGAAAACAUGUAAUUUAAAGAUAUUGCAGCUAUUUUAUAGUCAAAGCAUAUAUUUUAAAGUAUGGAUGAAGAGGGCAAGUUGCCUUUGAAGAGAGUAGAGCUGUCGUUGUCAAAGUUUAACGAAGUUGCUAUUCCACACCAUUUAGAUUUACUGCGCCAGCACAAAGCGAACAUUUUAAAGUAUGAAGAGUUGGGCGACUAUGCACGUGUGCGCUCGGAGCAGGCGCACGCGCGGCGCGUGGCGUCGCAGCUGCGGUCGCUGCUCGGCGAGCUCGAGGCACUGCGCCGCCAGGUGCGGACGUCCGAUUGCACCAAAUUCGACCAGAUGACUCAGCGCUCCAGAGAUCUUACAUUGAAAGCUAUCAUGGACUACCUAGGAGUUAUUGAAAGAAGUUGCAUUGCGAUUAUUGACACGCACAAGACACGCGCGCGCCCGUUAGAAACUAGCCCCUUAUCUAUAAACCGUGUGCCCAUCCCCGAGCCAGACGCUUCUGGAAGCGUAGUUUCCUCAGAGUCGGUCGGCAUCAUACCGGAGCAGAUCCAACUCCAAGUCGAUGAGCACGAGGUGUCGCUGCGCGAGCGCGAAGCGCUGCUGGCGGGCUGGAGCGCGCUGCAGGGCGAGGUGCGCGCGCUGCACGACGCCUGGCAGCACGUGCAGGCCGCCGCGCUCGCGCACCGCGACCAGAUAAACUCUUCGGCGCAGAACGUGGAAAUAGCGGCAGACAACGUGCAAGAGGCGCGGUCGCAUCUCGCCAGUGCUGAAAAGUUGCGGCUGGCGACGCUCGGGCUGGGCGGCAUGCUGGUGGGCGCGCUGGCGGGCGGCCCCGUGGGGCUCGCGCUCGGCGCCAAGGCGGGCGCCGCCGCCGCGCUCGCCGGCUCCGCGCUCGGCUACAUGGGCGCUGCGCUGCUGGGCCGCCGCGCGCGCUCCGCCGCCGACACCGACGCGCCGCCCCGCGCCGACACCGACGCGCCGCCCCGCGCCGACACCGACGCGCCGCCCCGCGCCGAUGCGGGCGAUCCCCAAGAGAAGAAGUACCGCUAGCGAUCGCGAUGCGUUUGCGUGUAAAUGUUUAUGUAUGCCCUAAAUCAAUAUCGUCGGUACUCAACGUGAUGAAUGCAAAUUUUUAGCAAAAGUGGCUCGUCUGAUCUACUACAGAAAUAAAAUGUCAUGUUAUUUGUUCACUGUAUCAUCUGUUUUAUUACUAUUUUAUACCACAUGGCACAUACGUAGAAUUAUAAUUGGACUCCUGUGUAUGUUUUGAACGACUGUAUUAUUCACUCGAGAAUGUCUUUUCUCGAUUAAUAUAUGAUUUUGUAAAAUCUAUCUCAAGAGAUUGGUAAUAAAAUUGUUAUCAUCAUCUAUUUGCAAUUUGACGCAUUAUUUUUCGGUAGAUUAAAAUUUACAACUAUUUUUCGAAUUGAAAUCGUUAAAUUGUGAAACGGCAUUCUACGAACGCAUUUCUCACGCAGUACGAUAAGGUACUGACAACCAAUUUGCAUUAAGAAAGCAUGCAGUACGCAAACGCAUUAUUCUGUGAUAGUAAAAAUCAAUAAAAAAAAAAAAAUAAAAGAAUAAAAUCUUUUUAUGUAAACAAUUUUUGUACAUAAAUUAAAAAUAAUUGAAAUAAUUAUAACGCAAUUAUAAUGUAAUAGUGUUUAAUUACGAACCUGGGCUAUUGCCACUAAUUGCAGAAUUUUUAUCAAUGGUCCUAGUUCGUGCGGUUUAGGCAAUUUACUUUUAUAUAUUUCUUUAAAAAAGGCUGUGAGACAGCCCACACAAAACAAUAGGUAAACGAGUGCUGGCAAUUGGCAUCAAAAAACCUAUUCUUAACUUCUGCGCAGGAUCGACCAGCGGCAAAAAAUUGCCGAAAGUUAUAAUUUAAGAAAUAAUGCACAAUUUCACUGUUUUUUUUUUCAUAAGUACAUUAUUAUCAUUGUAAAUAAUUAUGUAGUUUUAAAUAAUUCAGGGUUUUUCAGUAGAAUAAAAUAUACAAUAAAUCUUAAGAAACAAGUUUGUUUCAUUUUAUUUUUCUCAAACUGAGUAUUUACAUAUAUUUAAUUUCUAUGUAAGUUGUGUCUUUGUCUUGAAAAUAAUGUGCUUUUCAAGCUAGUAUAGUUAUAGCUGAUUUUUACGUAUGUAUUAUUUUCCUGAUUUAUAUAUUUUAAUUAUUUUAACUAGUCAAGGCUCCCUUCUCAUAAUUUUAUAGCGUCUAC
Zerene cesonia (dogface butterfly) is the source of this 2288-nucleotide messenger RNA. RefSeq lists its product as uncharacterized. The transcript is spliced from 7 exons. NCBI's taxonomy places the organism in Eukaryota, Metazoa, Arthropoda, Insecta, Lepidoptera, Pieridae. Gene Ontology annotation, cellular component: membrane. Gene Ontology annotation, biological process: vesicle-mediated transport. The coding region runs from base 136 to 1116 and encodes 326 amino acids. The record is from RefSeq and is a predicted model, not a curated record.